Colletotrichum graminicola M1.001 is the source of this 282-nucleotide messenger RNA. RefSeq lists its product as uncharacterized. The coding region runs from base 1 to 282 and encodes 93 amino acids. Lineage: Eukaryota; Fungi; Ascomycota; Sordariomycetes; Glomerellales; Glomerellaceae. The transcript is spliced from 2 exons. The record is from RefSeq and is a predicted model, not a curated record.
AUGUCCUCCCAGAACACCAACAAUCAACAACCCGGCCUUGUCGCCGGCCACGCCGAGUACAUCAAGGGUGCUGCCGAGGCCGCCAUCGGUAGCGUCACAGGUUCUCAUGCCUGGACCUCGUCUGGCGAGCAAGACAAGGCGCACGCCGCGUCGACGAUGAAGGCCGCCGGCCAACAGCGCGACCCCACGGCACAGGGGUACGGCAAAGUCGAGGAAGUGGCAGGAAAGGCCCUGGGGUGCGACGGUAUGAAGCAGGAGGGCGCCGCCAGCAAGCAGAAAUAG